Molecule: messenger RNA, 900 nt
Organism: Maudiozyma barnettii
Lineage: Eukaryota; Fungi; Ascomycota; Saccharomycetes; Saccharomycetales; Saccharomycetaceae
Gene: SEC28
Product: coatomer subunit epsilon
Exons: 1
Coding region: 1-900 (299 amino acids)
Biological process (GO): retrograde vesicle-mediated transport, Golgi to endoplasmic reticulum; intra-Golgi vesicle-mediated transport; endoplasmic reticulum to Golgi vesicle-mediated transport
Cellular component (GO): COPI vesicle coat
Molecular function (GO): structural molecule activity; protein binding
Source: RefSeq, a predicted model, not a curated record
AUGGAUUACUUUAAUAUUAUACAGAAUUACUACACUGGGAACUACACAGACUGUCUGAAGGAAGUAGAAAAGAACGCCAAUACCGAUGAUAACGUUUUAACUUACUACAAGAGUAUGUCACAAUUAGCAUUAAAGAAGUAUACUCCAGGUUCAUCUAGUUCCAGUUUAAGUAAAUCUUUCGACGAAUAUGCAACUUUCCUAAAGAACAAGGACACUUCAAAGUUAAAGUCAUCAAUUGCUGUGGGAUCUUCCAAUGGUUUCCAAUUAAACCUUUUGGCUGCUGCACUAACGAUCAUUGGCGAAUUAACUGAAGCCUUGGAUUUAUGUGUGAAGGGUCUUGAUUCGAUUACUACUGAGGAAGAUAGAACAUCAAAUGGUUAUAUAGAGUUAUCAUUACUAGCAGUUCAGAUUGCUCUAUUGAAAGGUGAUCAAACUGCAGCAACCAAUAUCUUUUACUCAAUUGAACAAAGAUUGACUCUAAAUAAUGAAGCUGAAAUAAUUCAAAAUUUAGCUGAAGCAUAUGUGAAAUUUGCCAAGAAUGAAGAUACUUCAGGCUUAAACUUUUAUUAUUUUGAAGAAUUAGCUCAAACAUAUCCAAAUUGGAAAACCCAAUUGGGUCUUCUAAAUUUACACUUACAACAAGGUAAUAUUGCUGAAGCUCAAGGUAUUGUUGAUGUAUUGCAAUCUGAUUAUUACCAAGUAGAACAGACUGAUAGUGCGGAAACUUUUAAACCACAUUUCAUCGCAAGCAAAAUUAGUUUGUCUGCAAUGCAGGGUCUAGAUAAUGUCGAAACAUUGAAAAAAGAAUUGGUUUCACUAGAUCCAGAACAUCCACUUAUUAAGAAUGACAAGGAGGUGAACAUUAGAUUUGAUGAAUUAGUUGCGAAGUUUAAGAACUAG